GGGGGAAUGUCGGGGUCGGGCAGGAACCAUCGGCGCGGAGGGGUGUGUGCACGCUGGAGGCUCCCUGGGCGUGGGCAGGAAGUGCUCGCGCAGGACCGGCGAGGGCGGGCCCGUGGGCGUGGGCAGGCCGCGCGCAGGGGGCGGCCGCGCCGGUAGCCGGGCCGGGGGCGCGGGAGGGGGCGGCCCCAGGGAUCCCGCCCCGGGGGAUCCCGCCUCGCCGGCCCCGGCCCGGCAGGCUGGGCCGCGUGAGCCCCGGCCCCUGGCAUUCCCCUGAGGGGACUGGUGCUGCUCCACAGCUGACGCCGUGGGUGGCGGCCGCCCCGUGCUGGGUGUAGGCAGCGCUUGCUCACCUUCCCUCAUUGUCUAGGGGCGAAGAGCAUUCCUGUGCCUUUCUCUUUUUAAUGGUCUGCAUGGAAGUGUCCAUUGAGAAUGGAAUUCCCUCUUUCCAUUGAGCCGGGCGUCUAGGGGCCAAAGGCAAUUUAUUUGCAGAGGAGGAAGGUAAACAUUACCAAAUGAGGAGAAAAGGAAGAUGUCAUCGAGUAUCGGCAGCAAGGCAUUCUUCUUCCCCGUGCAGUAUUAAGCACUCCCCCACACGAGAAACCUUGACGUACGCUCAAGCUCAAAGAAUGGUUGAAAUAGAAAUUGAAGGUCGCCUGCAUAGGAUCAGUAUCUUUGAUCCUUUAGAGAUCAUUUUAGAAGAUGAUCUUACAGCCCAGGAAAUGAGUGAAUGCAACAGCAAUAAAGAAAAUAGUGAAAGACCACCAGUUUGUCUAAGAAGCAAGCGGCAUAAAAAUAACAAAGUGAAAAAGAAAAAUGAAGCUCUUCCGAGCUCACACGGUAUACCUGCUACAACAACUCCUCUUCCAGAACCAAAAGUACGGAUUGUUGAAUACAGUCCUCCUUCGGCUCCUCGGAGACCUCCAGUUUAUUACAAAUUCAUUGAGAAAUCAGCAGAAGAACUUGAUAAUGAAGUUGAGUAUGACAUGGAUGAAGAAGAUUAUGCAUGGUUAGAAAUAAUAAAUGAGAAGCGGAAAAGUGAUGGAGUGUCAGUUGUUUCACAAAAUAUGUUUGAAUUCCUUAUGGAUAGGUUUGAAAAAGAGUCUUAUUGUGAGAAUCAAAAACAGGGUGAUCAUCAGUCUUUAAUUGAUGAAGAUGCGGUGUGUUGUAUAUGCAUGGAUGGUGAAUGUCAGAACAGCAAUGUAAUCCUGUUUUGUGACAUGUGUAACUUAGCAGUACAUCAGGAAUGCUAUGGGGUGCCAUAUAUACCUGAGGGCCAGUGGCUCUGCAGACACUGUCUGCAGUCCCGUUCUCGGCCUGUAGACUGUGUGCUGUGCCCAAACAAGGGAGGUGCCUUUAAAAAGACUGAUGAUGAUCGUUGGGGACACGUGGUGUGUGCUUUGUGGAUUCCAGAAGUUGGAUUUGCCAAUACAGUUUUUAUUGAGCCAAUUGAUGGUGUCAGGAACAUUCCCCCAGCCAGAUGGAAGUUAACAUGCUACCUCUGUAAACAGAAGGGUGUUGGUGCCUGCAUCCAGUGCCACAAAGCAAACUGCUAUACUGCAUUCCAUGUGACGUGUGCUCAAAAGGCCGGUCUAUAUAUGAAAAUGGAACCUGUGAAAGAACUAACUGGCAGUGGGACAACAUUCUCUGUAAAAAAGACUGCCUAUUGCGAUGUACAUACUCCACCAGGUUGCACACGGAGACCUCUAAAUAUUUAUGGAGAAGCUGAAAUAAAAAACGGUGUUUGUAGAAAGGAGGGAUCAGUCAGAACUGCUAGGUCUACAUCAAAAGUCAGAAAAAAGACAAAAAAAGCCAAGAAAACGGUGGUUGAACCCUGUACAGUUAUGCCAACAGUAUCUGCUCCUUAUAUCCCCCCCCAGAGAUUAAAUAAGAUUAUGAAUCAGGUGGCCAUUCAGCGGAAGAAGCAGUUUGUUGAACGAGUUCACAGUUACUGGUUGCUUAAAAGACUGUCUAGGAAUGGUGUUCCUCUGUUGAGAAGGCUGCAGUCCAGUUUACAGUCACAAAGAAACACACAACAGAGAGAAGAUGAUGAAGAAAUGCAAGCCUUAAAAGAGAAAUUGAAGUACUGGCAAAGGCUGCGCCAUGAUCUUGAAAGAGCACGUUUGUUGAUCGAACUUAUACGUAAGCGUGAAAAGUUAAAAAGAGAACAGGUCAAGAUUGAGCAGGUUGCUAUGGAACUGCAGCUUACUCCAUUCACUGUACUUCUGCGAUCAGUUCUGGACCAGCUGCAGGAAAAGGAUUCUGCUCGUAUAUUUGCUCAGCCAGUGAACCUUAAAGAGGUUCCAGACUAUUUGGAUCAUAUUAAACAUCCUAUGGAUUUCUCUACCAUGCGAAAACGGUUAGAUGCUCAAGGCUAUAAAAACCUCAGUGAGUUUGAAGAAGACUUCAAUCUUAUCAUAGAUAACUGUAUGAAAUACAAUGCAAAAGAUACAAUAUUCUAUAGAGCUGCAGUGCGGUUAAGAGAUCAAGGAGGUGUAGUUCUCAGGCAAGCUAGGCGAGAUGCUGAAGGAAUCGGUUAUAAUAAUGAAACUGGAAUGCACUUACCUGAACGGCCUAAACUUGAGUCACCCCAGCCUUUCUCUUGGGAAGAUGUGGAUAGGUUACUGAAUCCUGCAAACAGGGCGCAUAUGUCCUUGGAAGAACAGCUGAGAGAGUUGCUAGAAAAACUGGAUCUCACCUGUGCAAUGAAAUCCAGUGGGUCAAGGAGCAAAAGAGCAAAGCUGUUAAAGAAAGAAAUCAGCAUUAUUCGCAACAAACUAAGUCAGCAACACAACCAAGCUCCUCAAAUAGAAUCAGGUAUUGGAAGUUUUGAAGAAGAAAGUGCAGCGUUAGAACAAGAUGGAGAAGAAGAAGGAGAUAAAUCUCCCCCUAAACUUGAACCAUCAGAUGCAUUACCUCUUCCUUCAAACUUGGAGACUAAUUCAGAACCACCAACCCUCAAACCAGUAGAACUCAAUCCAGAGCAGAGUAAGCUUUACAAAAGAGUAAAAUUUGAUAAUGAAUUAUAUAGCACUUCCAUUCAGAAAGAAAUAAAUGGACACACUCCAGAACACUUACUUGACAGUAAUCUCAAUGAGUCGACUGUUUCUGCUGUAGCUGAGUCAUCAACUGAUGUAAACAGACGUACAUCCAUUCUCUUCUGCAAAUCGAAAAGUAUAAGCCCCCAAAAGUCUGCAAAGAACACUGAAACCCAGCCAACUUCUCCACAGCUAGGGACCAAAACCUUUUUGUCUGUAGUCCUUCCAAGGUUGGAGACACUUCUGCACCCAAGGAAAAGAUCAAGGAGUGCAUGUGGAGAUUCUGAGGUUGAUGAUGAGUCCCCUGUAAAGCGCUUGGAUACAGGUCUGUCAAAUGGUUUUGGAGAUGGAAGUAAAGAGAGAGCAUUAGAUGAUACUCCGGGAAGAAAAGUUGAACCUCGUCGCCGCUGUGCAUCAGAAUCUAGUAUUUCAUCUAGUAACAGUCUUUUGUGUAACUCAAGUUUCAGCCUACCGAAAUGUGGUAAAGGAAAACCUGCACUUAUACGAAGACACACACUGGAAGACCGAAGUGAAUUGAUAUCAUGCAUUGAAAAUGGGAACUAUGCCAAAGCAGCAAGAAUUGCAGCUGAAGUUGGGCAUAGCAGUAUGUGGAUUUCAACUGAUGCUGCAACAUCUGUUCUUGAGCCUCUAAAAGUAGUGUGGGCCAAAUGCAGUGGAUAUCCCUCUUAUCCAGCUCUGAUUAUUGACCCUAAGAUGCCUCGUGUUGCUGGCCAUCACAACGGUGUUACUAUACCAGUGCCACCCCUGGAUGUACUGAAAAUCGGAGAACAAAUGCAGACCAAAUCAGAUGAGAAGCUAUUCUUAGUACUAUUUUUUGACAAUAAAAGGAGUUGGCAGUGGCUUCCCAAAUCCAAAAUGGUUCCCCUUGGGAUAGAUGAGACCAUAGACAAGUUAAAAAUGAUGGAAGGACGUAACUCCAGCAUACGAAAAGCAGUAAGAAUUGCUUUUGAUCGUGCUAUGAAUCACCUGAGUCGAGUCCAUGGAGAACCAGUCAGUGACUUCAGUGAUAUUGACUAACAGAGAUUCUACCAAGGCAUGAAAAAUACCACACAGACUUGAACUCUACUAAUUGAACCUCUUUGUCUAAAAGAAUGUAUUGAAGAUACAACCCCUUAAUUGUUGAUUCAGUGGCUGAGUUCUGCAAACUUGAAAUAGUUGAGCAAUUCUUCUAAAUCACCAUUGCCAUAUUGAUUCAUGAUUUUAUCGUGUUGUAGUUUGGAGGAUUUUCCACUAAAUCUGUUAAAAUGUCUUGUUCAUAGUGUUCAUAAUUGUACAUAAAUGUAUAUUCAACACUUAACUUAUUCUGAUUUUAGAAGUAGCUCUUUAAUUCCUUUUAUAAUUUUGCUGGGGAGGGAGUUGUUUUUUGUUUCCAUGCUUUUUUUACUUUUUUUUUUUCUUUCUUUUGGAGGUUAAAUUACCUAAGCACCAUCUUCCAGCUGAAGGUGUUUAGUGGAUCUUAAAGCCUAAUAUCAAAAUGGCAUCCAAUAUGUUUGCCUAAAUCAUAUACAAUAUGGUGCUGCUUGUAUCAUUUCUUCCUUGGUCUGUAGCUUCUGAAAAAGACUUCUGAAUGUUUGUGUAAAUUGUUGCUCUUUGCACAAAGUACCACGUAUUUAAGAUUGAUGUAAAUUUACGAUUACAAAUAUGUAUUUUAAGAAAGGAAGUUGCAUUAUUUUGGAGGGUACUUUGUGGGAAAGACAUCACGAAAAGAAUUAUACUAUGUACAUCACUUGCAAAUCACCAAAAACACUCCAUUGUUGCCCAAAAUAACUUAAGAUUGUUUUUGUUUAAAAAAAAAAAAAAAAAAAAACUGGCUUAAAGCCUACAAGCACAUUUUUUCUUUCAAAACCAUAUCCCAUUUAACUCCCAUUGAUUUAAUUUUGUUGAUAUGUGUGCCUCCCUGUGUUUUAUUUAUUGUAGAAAAUGUAUUAAUUUGCUUUAUAAUGAAAAAUAAAAUUGACAAAUAUAUUGAUAUGCAUUUUUAUACAGGCACAUGAGACGACAACUUGCUUUGGGAGAAAAUGUAUUGGAAAUUGUAUAAAAUAACUUGAUGGUUUGUGUGUAAUUUGAUUUUUUGGUAACUUGUAAUCUUUUGUUUCCAAUGAGGGGAUUUAUGUAACUUUUAAUUUAGAACACUUUGGUAGCAAUAGAAACUUUGGAUACAUUUUUGUAUGGUACAUGUGAUGUAUAUAGAAUUAGUACUUUAUUUUUAUUUUUAAGAAGUAAAGCAUUAUGUUUGGGCAGGGGGAAGAAGGAGGGUGGGUUUCCAGAACUGCAUUUUUAUAUUAAAAAGAAAAAAAAAUAAAGUCAAGAUAUUGAUUGUUGUAGCUACUUUAUUCCUACCUUCACUGAGAUACUGAAUUUGUAACAAUGAAAAUGGCAAGGUAUGUUUGCAAUGUGAUUUAUAAUGACUCCAUUAUUUAUAAAUGCACUGUGUUUGAACUCUUUUGCAGUGAUAUCUUAAAUACUGUACCAAGUUAUAUAAUAUUGAAACACCAAAUAAUGCAUAUGAAUGCACGAAGUAUUUAUGCCCAGCUUUUUUAUAAAGGAUUAGCAAAUACAGCAAAACCAAUACUUUUUAAAUCUUUUUUUAAAACUUCAUUGAAUAGCAUACUUCAUUGUUAAACCUGCUUGAAUCUUUAUUUUAAAGGGACAAUUACUUUUUAAAUAGUUUUUAAUGUUUUUAUUCUCUAUUGUUUGUAAUAACCCCUUAGAAGCUUGAAAUAAAAUUUCUUUCUCAACUGUUAA
Falco peregrinus (peregrine falcon) is the source of this 5801-nucleotide messenger RNA. RefSeq names its product bromodomain containing 1 (gene BRD1). NCBI's taxonomy places the organism in Eukaryota, Metazoa, Chordata, Aves, Falconiformes, Falconidae. The coding region runs from base 513 to 4073 and encodes 1186 amino acids. The transcript has 13 exons. Gene Ontology annotation, biological process: regulation of transcription by RNA polymerase II. Gene Ontology annotation, cellular component: MOZ/MORF histone acetyltransferase complex. The record is from RefSeq and is a predicted model, not a curated record. Gene Ontology annotation, molecular function: protein binding.